AAUAAACGCAUGACUAAAGUUAACAUUUUGUUGCAUUUUUUGGUAACGUUAUUCAUUCUAACGUUAGUUACGUUAUUAUCACCAUCACCUAGCUAGCUAACUGGCAGAGCGGUAGCUAGCCUAAUGUUAGCUGAGUUGAGUAUCGAGGGGUGGGUUUAUGGGUUGUGGAGGGUGGGGGAGUCUGAGACUGGUAACGUUAGUUUAAAUACUCACAAGGACCGAAGCAGAGAGGUCCAUCCCUGUAGGAGAUGGACCUGAACGUGGCAGUGAAUGUACCUGUGGGUGGCAUUGGGCGGCCAAACCUUUAUGAGCUGCUGGCAUGGCUCAAUGAGACUUUACAGACAGGCUUCACCAAGAUUGGGCAGGUAUGCACAGGUGCAGCCUAUUGCCAGCUGAUGGACUGGUUGUUUCCGCAGUCCCUGGACCUCUAGGUCCGGUUCCAAAGCAACGACAUGGUGGACAUUAUUCACAACUACAGUUUACUACAAGCUGCAUUCAGGACAGUCGGAGUGUUGCGACACAUCCCCGUCAAGGAUUUGAUGGAGAGGAAAUCUGAUGUGGCCGUGACCUUCCUGCACUGGUUAAGGCGUUCUUUGACAAGAACAACGCCAAGGGCAGGGAGUACCACGCCUUGGAGGCCAGAGGUGGACAGAGUAUGGUUCCUGCUGACUCAGGUGCUGCUCCUUCCUGGCCACUGCGACGAAGUCGGACGUGAGCUUGACGCCACGCUCGGCACAGUCAUUGACCACGUUCAUUGCACAUACAUUGACCUCACUUUUUUUGAACGCAGCAUUGGUUGCCCAUUCCUUCACAUCAAGAGACAUAAAUUCUGGAUCAAUGUGCAGCUGGUGCAUCCCAAACCAGCAAUCCUUAUUGUCUUCUUACACUUGUGGGAUGGUUCGCCCUCAGAUGGUGGACAGACUGUAUUAGUAUCCUCCUCUGGCUCCUCAUCACUCUCCGACACCAAGCUGGACAUUGCAGUCAUCUCCUCCAGCUCCUUUUCACAGACAACCUUGGCUGCUUCGAACUGCGACAACGCUCCAUUUGCACCAGGUUUCUUGGCAAGCAUGCAACGUAAGAUCUGGCGACCAGUUGGCAGUUUGGCACCGGUGAUGAUGCCAUCCUCACUGGUGAUGCUGGGGCCCAGACCAAAAACCAGGAUGCGACUGCUAGUCUGGCAGGGACCAGUUGGUGAGGGCAGCAUCUUAGAGCUGGAUCCUGGGUGUAAUGGAAGUGACAGGUGGGAAGGUGGAGCAGGAAACAGAGAAAAUGGAGACAACCGUGAAAGAAAAGGCAGCGGAGAAGGUGAAGCAAGAAGAAGCAGCAGCAGUGGAAAAGGAAAUGAAGGGACCAGUUCUACUUUGUUACAGUUUAUCAGAAGAUACUGUAAUAACAAUGUGGGCACACACUCCAAUACAAGUAAAGAGACUCAGAUUUCUGGCCCUUUAGGGUCUGCCUUCUUGAGUCCAACACACAAUAUAAACAUCAGUAAGGCCUGCUCCCACACGCCGUACUGCCUCUACCUGUAUGUGGGCGUAGAGCUGGGUGGAGGACAGAACACGAGUGUUGUCCUGGUUGGCUACAUGGACCAGAAGUCAGGGGUCAGUGUGGUGAAGCCGCUGCUCACUCUGCAGAUGAGUGUUGACCCUGUUGAUCCACAAACCCCAGCGGACGCUGACGCUGUCACAGACACACACGCUGCAGAUACAGACGCACAGCGUCUGAUUGAGACGCUGAAGACGGGCUUUCCUUUGUCCAACAUUGUUGCAUUUUACUGUAACGCUGCACACCCGGGGGUGAGCCAGGUGUUUGUUUCUCGCUUUCAGGCUUUCAACUCUAGGUUAGUAUCACUUUGCGGCCUCCCUGGGAUGGCACGAAGAGCAUGCCAGGCCGGACUGGCGUCCUUUGAUUGCGUGGUUGACCUGGUUAGAGACAUCCACUAUCACUACUACACCUGCCCCCAGGUCCUUAGGGGUCUUAAAGAGCUAUUUGCUGAUGCAGAGUCUUAUAACCCAUCCCAUCCUAUAUCUGCACAGUGUUUGUUUAUCAUCCAUGCUGUGCAAAAGAUGGCAAGCAGCUGGAGGUUUUUAGUGGAUUAUUACAAGUCACUAAAGAAAGCAGAGGAUGUUGACCAGAUCAGAAGCCGGCUGAUGGAUGCUAAGGUCAAACUGCGAUUCAUGUUUCUCGCCUCCAUUUUGGAUCCCCUCCGAGCUUUUCAAGAGUAUCAGCAGGGUGGCACAGCGCUCGUGCCUGUGGAGCUCCAGCUGGCCUCUAUGCUGGUUCACUCCUACGCAACGAGUCUUUUCCGACCCUCCAUCGCCAAGCGCUUUCUCAGAAAGCGAGAUCUGCAUCUCCUUCAAAAUACGACGGAGAUGCUCCCCGUAGCAGAGGUGCACGUGGGUGCUCCUGCCAGAGAAUUCAUGUGGGCCACCGCUGUCGUGGAUCUGGGGGAACAGGAGAGGUUGGACUUCCUGCAGGAUGCAGCGACUUUCUAUAAAGCAACGCUGCAGAGUUUAGCAGAGAGUCUGCCUGAGCAUCUUGGAGAUGUGACACUGAGGAAUAUCCACCAAGUGCUGAAGCAUUCUGACAAUAUCAAUUGUCCCAAAUUGUCCAGCCAAGCGCUGUCCGAGAUGUCUGUACAGCUGGGUCUGUUUUCCGCUGGGGCUUUAGGAAGACACCCCCUGGACCGCGACUACUCCAAUUUCAUAAAAACAGUAAAGCAGGAACAGCGUCAUUGCUGGGCAAAGAUGCUGUCUGCCAUUAGGCCCCACUCUGCCUUGCAUAGACUUUUCCUUGACAUCCUGGCUCUACCCAGCUCUCUUCACAGGACACAGGUGUUUGCUAAGUGUGUGAUCAUCAAGGUUGUUUGUACCAGUAAGGAAACCUCCAAAACAGGUUGGCCAGGAAUACCCCACAUAAAGACACCUGUCCAGGCAGACUAUGGUGGCGAUAAGAAAAUAGUGAAGAAAGAAGGGAUUUUAUCAGAGGAUGAUGAUGAUGAUGAUGAUGAUGAUGAUGUUGAAGCCAAACCCAGUCCUUCCAAACGCUGCAGCUCUAUGGAGGACUCCGACUACACAGACAAUUCUUCCGAUGUGGUUGAUGUCACCGAAGAUUCCAAAAAUUGCGUGAUCAACAGUCUAAUCAAAUCAAAAAAUGAGAGAACUCCGCAGGGACGGGUCAUCGAGGUCUCAGAUGAUGAUGAUGAUGAUGAUGACGAUGACGAAGUAAUUUUACCAAGCACACCAAACAACUCCACAGAACUGCUGGAUGUGAUGGGGGAGCUGGUCUGGGGUAAGCCAGAGGGCUUCUCUCCCUGGCCAGCCAUCAUCAUACCCUUGAGGGAAGAGAAUCCACAUCCAGAGAGCAGGAUGGUCGCGUGGUACGGUCAGAACAUGUCCUCUCAGGUCAGAUUGCAGGCUCUGAAACCGUUGGCUGCCUUCACCCAGCACUUCUGUUCCAACUCCUUCGCCAUCCUUGUUACCUACCGAGAAGCCAUCUUCUUGUGCUUGCAGGAGGCAGCUCUACGUUGUAAGAAGCAGUUUUCUGCAUGUGUUGAGGACCGAGAUGAGUUUUCUGAAACAGAUGUUAGACUGGGCGUUUUGGAGGCUUUCAACCCAGUGGGUGCUACCAAAACAAACAAAAGACCAAAAGUGAGGCAGAAACUCUUCCUGAAGACCAACUCCUCUCAUCCCCCUAUCCAAUCCUCCACCUUGAUGAGCAGCAAGAGCAACCUUGAACUGAAGGAAGUGUCGAUCUGUCUUAAAAGUCUAUCUGAUGGAUUUGAGGAUGACAUGUCACCAGACUUUGUGCCGCAAAAGAGAAGGACCUACACCAAAUCUUACAAUAAGGUCCAACAGACGACCAGCAAUUACACCCAGCCGGACCAAAAACUCAGAGAAGAGACUAUUCGUAGGAUCAUGGACAUGAACCUGGACAUUGAAGGCUUCUGUUUGUGUUGUGGAACUGAAGACGUUGAGAUAUCACACCCUCUGUUUAAAGGAAGCCUCUGCUUGGAGUGUAAAAAUAACUUGACAGAAACUCUGUAUCGUUAUGAUGACGAUGGAUAUCAGUCCUACUGUACCAUCUGCUGCUAUGGACUGGAGGUCAUACUGUGUGGCAACGAUAGCUGCUGCAGAUGUUAUUGCACAGACUGUCUCAACAUCCUUGUGUCAGGGGACGUUGAUGCCCUGAAGCUGCUGGACCCGUGGAUCUGCUACUUGUGUCAGCCUCAUCGCCCCCACGGUGCUCUGAUCCCCAGAGAGGACUGGAGCGUCCGUGUUCAGGACUUGUUUGCCAACAACAGCGCCAUGGAGUUUGAGCCUCACCGUGUUUAUCCGUCCAUCCCUGCAAACCAGCGCAGACCAAUCCGAGUUCUCUCACUGUUUGAUGGCAUAGCAACAGGCUACCUGGUGCUGAAGGAUCUCGGCUUUAAAGUAGAGAAAUAUGUUGCCUCGGAGAUUUGCGAGGAUUCGAUUGCUGUGGCGACUGUUGGCCACGAUGGGAAGAUCAUCCACGUUGGUGACGUCCGGUUCAUCACCGAGGAACACAUCGAGCAGUGGGGUCCGUUUGACCUGCUGAUCGGUGGCAGUCCCUGCAACGACCUCUCCAUUGUCAACCCACUCAGAAAAGGCCUCUAUGAGGGCACUGGCAGGCUGUUCUUUGAGUUCUAUCGCCUCCUUACGCUGUUGAAGCCCAAAGAGGAAGACCCCCGGCCGUUCUUCUGGCUGUUUGAGAACGUGGUCUUCAUGAACACUCACGACCGAGUCAACAUCUGCCGCUUCCUCGAGUGCAACCCGGUGCUGGUGGAUGCCGUCAAAGUCAGCCCUGCUCACAGACGGCGUUACUUCUGGGGAAACAUCCCGGGAAUGAGCAGGCCCAUUAUAGCAUCCCAGAAUGACAAGCUGGAUCUCCAGGACUGCUUGGAGAUCGGCAGAGAAGCCAGGGUCAACAAGGUGAGGACGAUAACCACCAAUCCAAACUCUCUGAAGCAGGGCAAAAGCUGUUCUCUGCUUCCAGUCUUCCACAACGGCAAGGGGGACAUCCUCUGGAUCACAGAACUGGAAAAGAUCUUUGGUUUCCCCAAACAUUACACCGACGUGAGGAACAUGAACCGGCAGCAGAGGCAGAAGGUGCUGGGGAAGGCGUGGAGUGUGCCGGUCAUCCGUCACCUUUUCGCUCCCCUCAAGGACUAUUUUGCCUGUGAGGAGCUGCCUCCUUUAACCAUGUCCUCCACCUCCUCCUCCUCCACCUCCCCAUCCUCCCCUGCCUCUCCAGAACUGCAGCAACUGAGAUAGGGGAGGUUGGGAAUAUUUGGGACGUGUGUUUGUGUGGAGGUUGUGUUUUUUUUAACACCACACUUUGUAUGAGACCUCGGUGGAGCAGGAAUUAACUUUGCAGUCCAGCUCACAGACGGGCUGUUGUGGACCACUGCCACAGGGACAUUUUGUCAGCUAUGCACUCCAGUCUCUUGGAUCAUGUCACAUUUGCUGUUUGUCUGCACAGCCGACAGUCACGUUGGCCUCCAACUAUGCUCCAUCCUCCACAUGGUUCCAUGGGGAUUUCCUCCAGUCAUCAUCUAAACUAUUUGUUUGUAUCGUUAGUAUUUCACAAGAAUAUUCAUCACAUAUCCUCAGGUUAUAUAUGGGUCAAAAUAUUGCAUAUAUCCCUGAGAUUUUUAACCAUUUUUAAAUAAAUAGAUUACAAAUAAUCUUUACAUGGUGAUUGUGAGAAGUCACAAACCACAACAUUUGUAAUUUUUUUUAAAGUGUAAAUCAUGUUAAACUGAGAGCUGCCUUGGUACUUUACUGUGUCGUCCUCAUCAUGCUUCCUGGAGAAAUGCCCAACUAGCAUUAUUUUGUAUUCAGAUAUUUGAGAAGAUGCAAGGUUUUUGUAGCGCGCUAUCAUAGGAAUCAGGAAUCUUUUUAUGCAGUUUUAAACUUUUUGUUUUUUUCAUCCUUUUGUUUUUUUAUUUGUAUCUUUGUUGUUUUACUGUGUGUGUGUGUGUUUGUGUGUCUUUCUGAUGGACACAAUAGUGUUUGUGGUGCUAAUAAAAUAAGAAAGGCCAUACAGGUGAUAACAGCUACAUGUAGCCUUAUAUUAAUCACCUGUAUUUACUUUAAAGAAACAGUGGAUGUUGUGACAUAUAUAGAGGCAUUAAACCUCAUUAAAUAUUAUUAUAUCAUUCAUUGUUU
Molecule: messenger RNA, 6191 nt
Organism: Etheostoma spectabile (orangethroat darter)
Lineage: Eukaryota; Metazoa; Chordata; Actinopteri; Perciformes; Percidae
Biological process (GO): negative regulation of transcription by RNA polymerase II
Cellular component (GO): nucleus
Molecular function (GO): DNA (cytosine-5-)-methyltransferase activity, acting on CpG substrates; protein binding; DNA binding
Source: RefSeq, a predicted model, not a curated record